Molecule: messenger RNA, 633 nt
Organism: Apodemus sylvaticus (European woodmouse)
Lineage: Eukaryota; Metazoa; Chordata; Mammalia; Rodentia; Muridae
Product: keratin-associated protein 4-12-like
Exons: 2
Coding region: 1-633 (210 amino acids)
Cellular component (GO): keratin filament
Source: RefSeq, a predicted model, not a curated record
AUGGUCAGCUCCUGUUGUGGCUCUGUCUGCUCUGAGGAGGGCUGUGGCCAAGGCUGCUGCCAGCCCAGCUGCUGCCAGACCACCUGCUGUAGGCCCAGCUGCUGUGUAUCCAGCUGCUGCAGGCCCAGCUGCUGUGUGUCCAGCUGCUGCAGACCCCAGUGCUGCCAGUCUGUGUGCUGCCAGCCCACUUGCUGCCGUCCUAGCUGCUGCAUUUCCAGCUGCUGUCGCCCCACUUGUUGCAUUUCUAGCUGCUGCAGGCCUUCUUGCUGCCGCCCCUGCUGUGGUAGUUCCAGCUGUUGUGGAUCUAGCUGCUGCCGCCCCACCUGCUGCAUUUCCAGCUGCUGCCGCCCCAGCUGCUGCAGGCCUAGCUGCUGUGUGUCCAGCUGCUGCAGGCCUAGCUGCUGUGUGUCCAGCUGUUGCAGACCUAGCUGCUGUGUGUCCAGCUGCUGUAGGCCCCAGUGCUGCCAGUCUGUCUGCUGCCAGCCCACUUGCUGCCCUCCUAGCUGCUGCAGGCCCAGCUGUUGCCGCCCCACCUGCUGCAUUUCUAGCUGCUGCCGCCCCACCUGUUGCCAGACCACCUGCUGCAGGACCACCUGUUGCCGCCCAGCAUGCUCUAGUUGUUCUUGCUGCUGA